This is a messenger RNA of Arvicanthis niloticus (Nile rat), 7560 nucleotides long. It is a transcript of the gene Cmtm4, whose product is annotated as CKLF like MARVEL transmembrane domain containing 4. NCBI's taxonomy places the organism in Eukaryota, Metazoa, Chordata, Mammalia, Rodentia, Muridae. The record is from RefSeq and is a predicted model, not a curated record. Gene Ontology annotation, cellular component: membrane.
GAGCCGAGCCCCAGCGGACCGAGCCGCGGCCGCAGCGGGCGGCGGGCGCAGAGGCGGCGGCGGCGAGGUGGUCUGGCGACGGCGAUGCGACAGCCGCGCUGAGCCUGCCCGCUCCAGGCGCCGGGGGAACCGGCCGCGCGGGGCGGCAGCAUGCGGGGCGGCGAGGAGCUGGACGGCUUCGAGGGCGAGGCCUCGAGCACUUCCAUGAUCUCGGGCGCCAGCAGCCCGUACCAACCCACCACCGAGCCGGUGAGCCAGCGCCGCGGGCUGGCCGGCCUGCGCUGCGACCCUGACUACCUGCGCGGCGCGCUCGGCCGCCUCAAGGUCGCCCAAGUGACUUUGGCCCUGAUUGCAUUCAUCUGCAUUGAGACUAUCAUGGAGUGCUCCCCGUGUGAAGGCCUCUACUUUUUUGAGUUUGUAAGCUGCAGUGCAUUUGUGGUGACUGGGGUCUUGCUGAUUCUCUUCAGCCUCAACCUUCAUAUGAGAAUCCCCCAGAUCAAUUGGAAUCUAACAGAUUUGGUCAACACUGGACUCAGCACUUUCUUUUUCUUUAUUGCCUCAAUUGUAUUGGCUGCUUUAAACCAUAAAACCGGAGCGGAAAUUGCUGCCGUGAUAUUUGGCUUCUUGGCGACAGCAGCCUAUGCAGCGAGCACGUUCCUGGCUGUGCAGAAAUGGAGAGUCAGCGUCCGCCAGCAGAGCGCCAAUGACUAUAUCCGAGCUCGCACCGAGUCGAGAGAUGUGGACAGCCGCCCUGAGAUCCAGCGCUUGGACACAUGAGAACGUCUGGAGUCCUCCCACUGCCCUCGUGCCCGUCCUUCUAAUCAAGUUUUCUUUCUCUUAGCACAUCAGAUUUUUGUGUGAACCAGCUGAAUUUUGUCCUGUUUGGUAAACAUUCCCUUUGGGGAAGGUUGCCUAGAGUGACCCAGUGACUGAUCUGUGGUGGGCUGAAGAGGCCCAGGUCCUCCGGCAUUGGGUGCCCGUGGGAGCAGCCGACUUUAUUGACUGCUCUAGGUCUUAACUGUCUGUCUCAGAACACACUGUCUCCCUGACUCUGAGCCACCCUGUCACGUGUAUUUGUGGUGAGUCAAAACCUUAUUGAAUGGCAUUGAGAAGGGGAGUAUAUGUCACAAGACAGAAGCACAGGGGUGGGACAGCCAGUGAGGUACAUGGACAGUGAGCUGGGGUGUGUGCUGAGUCUCUUAGAUCCACCCUUCUGAGCAUCCAGGGGCCAGCAUGGCCUGAGUGGGACUCUGAGGGAGUUGACGAAUGGAUAUGCUCCUGUAACUUCCUUGCCAGGCUUGUGUGUUACAGGGAUAGGAAAAGCUAGUGUCCUAUGGGGACAGCUCUAUGGGAUUGACUCCCAGAACAGUGACCAUUUGUCUCCUGCCCUGCUGAGAAAUCACUUGAUUCUUCCUCAUGUGAAUCACCUUCCUGUGGUCCAAACUCACUCCGGGCUAGGGGACCCUCACGUUUGCUGGGGUCCUGCCACCUUACACAUUGCAGUUUCCACACUUUUACAUUCCCGGGUGAAAGCUGCAGAAGAGACAGUCCUCCCGUUAGCCCAGGCACUUUGUCCAUUUGCUGGCCUCAUGGAUCACAUGUGUGUUACACAGUGGCACACUUAAACUCACACUUCUAUUGUAUGGACACGUCUGAUUUUCUGAAUAUCCGAGACAAGCUCUAAAGUGAUUCAAAGUUUUUCUAGGAUUCGAAAAUACUUGAAUCUGCACCAGGACGCAUCCUUCCAUGGAUGUUCCACGAGGCACUGCUGUCAUUCUGGACACCUGAGUGUCUUCACUAUGAUCAAAGUCCUGGAAUGUGUUAGGAAUCCUAGUUACAUAUGACUUUUGGAUUGGUUCUUAAUAAAUUGAAAAUUAUUUUUGUGGUGAAUGAGUUAAACAGGCCCCUAUGAUACUGUAAUUUUGUUGUUAGAGACUAUAUCUUUUUUGGAAAAUUGUUUUAACAUGUCAGGUUCUCACUCUGAACUGUUGAUGUUUACAGAUCUUGAAGCUCUAAGACUUUGUGGAUAGCCUCACCAAGGAAAAGAUGUGGCUGGCGGGAGGAUAGUGCGGUGGUAGAGAACUCCCACUAUCUCCUAAGGACUGUUCACAGCCUUUGGUUGUGGUGUCCUUUGGAGUUCAUAACCCAGAAGUGGGUGGCAGGGCUUCGGAGGAGAGUCUGAGGAGGUGCUCCCUGUGCACCACGGCUCUGCAUCAUUCAGGGAAGAGCAGUGUUGUAAGGUUGAAUAGCAAAGAGUGGCUAUUGUCAAACACCACAGCAGGGCUCAGGAGUCCACAGGAAAUAGGGUCUGCCUGUAUCUAAUUGGGGGCACGGUGGGGGAGUACUAGGGACUGGCUACCUAAACCCAAUAUCCAGUGUAAUCCAGUUCUGCUGCAGUUCCAGAUUGGCAGUCGCCCAGGUCCCAUGUUGAGAGGAUGACCCAGCAAGUCUGGUGUGCCUCCACUCCCUGCUUCCCUUCUCCUCCAGAGGGCAGCCUGGGUCUGGCCCUUGCCCAGCUCCUGAUGGAGGAGAGCCUUCUGUUGCUGGACGUGUUGAGUCAGUCGGUCAGUGCGCACUGUGCUUUACCAACCUUGAACCUGUUGAGUGUUGUGUUGUGGGGGAGUGGAUGACAUCUUGAUUUUUAUCUGUUAGUUGUACAUGGUCAUUUUGCAUUUGUUGAGUAUGUCUAUGUAAUCAAAACCAGGCUUCUCUGCCUCAGAGAAUUCCCUUUAAAAUAGGGUUGCAAAGACUCGUCUGUGUCAGGAUCCCACUUGGAAGUAACACUCUGAGUCUUCUCGUGUCAUUGGGCCUCAGGAAAAAGCCACCUUUGAAGUGAGGCAGAAGAAAGAAGCAUUCAGAUGGGGUGUCUGCUCAUUUUCCCAAGUCCCUUCAAUAAACCCGUUUCAUCCUGUGAUGAAAGGAGGCCUUCUGAGGAAGUGUUGUCGGCUGAAAGAAAUGAUCCUGAGACCCAUUGACACCAUGAAUACCAAUAAAUGAUAAAAUGUGGUGGUGUCUUAGGGCCUAAGAGACUUGAGAGCAAUUUGCAUCUUAGUGACAGAAUCAUUGUAAUAUUUAUAUUCUGGUAAACUAUUUAAUAUCCUUUGUGCUGUGAAGCUUCCCCAUGGCUUUUGUGUAUGUAUUUCCUUGUACUAUUUAACUGGCUCCCAUAGAGCCAGAAGUGGCAUGUAUACGUUCUAGUAGUGUGAUGCACAGACUUCCUUGCCUUCACAGCCAUCGUGGUGAGGAAAAGCCAUGAAGGGACUAUGGCUGUCUACAACAGUGAAUGCAAAGACGCCUGUAGUUUUCCUAUUGUGCCUCUGACAACAGAAGGUAAUACAGAUUUGAGGUUUUUAAAAUAACCUCUGUAAAUUGAAAAAGGCAUAUUUUUGUGUUAAGUCUACUGUGGACCAAUGCCGCUUAGGUUUGGAGUCAACCUUAUUGGUCUCCAUUUCCUGAUGGGAUGGAAUUCACUUUCUCAGUUGGAGAAAUGCAGUUGUCGGGAACAUCUGGUGCGUUCAUGGAGACGUGGGGUUGAAGCCCUCUGACAUUUGGUAGUUUUGAUGGAUAUUAACUCAUCUUCAGAGAAAGUAUAUUUGGCACUGUUAUGUCGACUAGGUGACAGCCACCAUUCUUCUCCUCCAUCUUCCCUGCCAAAGGCUCAGAGGGCAAGACUGCAGUCAAGAAAACCUAAAGAUACACAUUGGCUCCAGAAAGGGCAAAUACAGUGAGGUAGCAAGUUCUUUUCAGAGAAGUUCUGUUUAAAGUAGAUAGCCAUGCACUGCAGAUUGCUUUUGUCUACAGAAAAAGCAAGAAUGCAGUAAGCUGCCCAGAUCUUUCUUAGCAAUAUGCUAAAACACCAGUGUGGGCAGAGUCUGGGCAUAGCAGAGCCAGCAAGAGUGAGCUACUCACUGAGCACCCUAGGGUCCUUCUGUACACCCUUGGCAGGAAGACUUAGGGCAGGCCUCAUAUGCCUUGUCUUCUCGUAUGCCUGUGCUAGAUGCUUCUGGAGACAAUUUUAUGACUCAGUUGAAGACAUUUCUUUUUCUUUUUUUUUUUUUUCAAGUUUCUUUUAUCUUUGAAGUUUUUCUAUUGGUUCAGGCAGUCUUUAGAAGAAAUGAAGGUCUAACUCUUGUCCCUGCAUGGAUGUGAAUUCUUGCUGUGAAUGAGUCUUGGCUAGCCCUCUGUAUGACACAAACUCACCUUUUCUUGUGGAUUUGCAUGCACUAUUUGGAGGAAAUCUCUUGCCUAUCUAAGAGGUGGCCUGAGGACUCUGCCCUGCCCAUGUCAGAGUCCCUGUGGGUCAGUCUUGGGAGCAUGGAGACUUGUGUCCAACCUAGUAGUUAUGUAGGUGGUUCCUACUCUGUCAUCUGUGUUCAAAACACACAAAAGUUCCAUGGUUAGUAUGCUCCUGCCUAACUGCCUUUUCCGAACAUGUCAUCUACAUAGCAAUAGUGACAUGAAACAGGUAACAGUGGGGGUUGGGGGGCAUACACUUUCUAUGUAGAGAGUUGUUGACUGAUUCUCAUGAGCUGAAAACAGAAAUUGCUGCUUCUAGUGUGUGAAGUUUCCAGGUACCUUUUAGCUCUUCAUAAAGUUGCAGAGUCUGAGGGUCCUCUUGCUGUCUGGUUUUAUCAGCACCAGCCCCAAAGCGGGGCCAGCUAGUCAGAGAGUCUGUUUAGUGGACACAUGAAGUUUGCAUGACAGAGGCCUGGGGGUGGAGGGGGCUUCAGCGGCAGCAGUGGGGUGACACGGAUAGUACUUGAUAUGUUCAUAACCUCUGCUGCCCUGGAACAUGUCCGUAACCUCCCCACUUCAGAAGAGUGAGGUCUUUUGUGUUCCUGAAUGGACUUGAGGGCAAGGGCUGCAUGUGGAGACCAUCAUCCUUCAGUGCCAGCAUCUAGUCUGGGUCUGAGCAGGUAACAGAUCUGCUUAGGUGCAUGCCAGGCAGGAUGCAGACAUAACAGACCCCUUCCCUGGGCUUUGUUAGCUUUCCUGACUACUUAAAAUCUAUUUUCUCUCUUCUCGGCAGACAUAUCUUUAAAAUAAUCAGUUCUGUCUGGUUGAGAAAGUAAUUUGGAGUGUCUGACCUAUCAAUGUUUAGGUAGACACCGUCUCUGAAAGAAAAUAGCAUCAGUGUUAGGUCUAGAAUUUUCUUCUAAAAGGGAAUGUUCUAUUGGAUUGCAGGCUAGUCAGUACAGCACUGAGUAUACGUUCUCAGGCGUUGGGACUCCCCCCCCCCCUUUCUAGUUUUCUCCUCAGAGUAGAGGGGUGAAGGGGGCGUGAGCCCAUUGAGCUCAGAGCACCAGCCACUGCGCAGAGUCAGAUUUACAUCAUGGGUUCUUGAACAGUGUAUUUGUCUUACUAGUUUACUUCGUCUCCCUCUUUAUUCUGAUACUUUACUUCAGGUGAGCCUUUGGUUAGGGAUUAGAAUCACUUGGACUGUGGCGGGCUAGCAGAAUGGUUUGGCUAUGAUUAUGGUAAGAACCUGUCUGGAGCCACGUCUGGAGUGAGAGAUUUGUUUUCUUUCAUAAUUGUGUCUGAUACCCCAGCAGGAAGUACCUGGCCCCUCCUUUUUAAUCAGAAUAGCUACUCAAGGAAUCUGCCUGGAGAAAGGACAGUGAAGGAAGACGUGUGGCCAUUCCAGCCCAAGGCAGGACCAGGCCUGCUGGGCGCUGCCUUCUUCCACUAACCUGGCUUUGCAAGUUACAAGACCCUGCCCCGUUUCCAUGUACUGAAGAGUACAGCGAUUCAGGGCUUAAAGAAUUGGCUAGGUCAAGGGGUAGAGAGGGCGAGAGCAAGGCGUGUUGUAACCCAGGCCCACCUGUUCCAACUCUUUCAUUACUUGUUUAUGAAAACAAUAGUUUUCAUUCGUGUAUAACUUGUUUAAAACCUAAUUCAAAUAAUGACAUUGACCCAUUUGCCUAAAAUCAUUGCUUCUUGAAAACAGUUUUGACAUGGUUCCAUGUGGAAGAAUGCUAGAGAGCGACGCUGUGUGUGUGUGCGCGCUCAGUUAUAGGAGUGAGUCGCGCUGUCUGUGUGUGCUCAGUCUGUAGGAGCUUAGGAACCCAUGGGAGAAGCGCUAAGCUAUUUAUUUGUUCUUUUUUUCUUUCUAGGUAGGCGGUUCUGUCUGUAUAUUUUGACAAAUAACCACUUCACCUUUGGUGCCUUCCAUGUGUCACAUAAGCACUCUUGUCAAUCAUGGGAUUGGGGCGGGGAUGUACAUGGAGUUAAAACAGAUAACACUAUUUUUGUAGCAUGACUGUGUCCUUUCAUAUUGCUUCCCACCCUAUCAGUCCUGACAUUUGGGCCAUUUCCUCUUAAACUUCCUAUGUGUUUUUCAAAACGACCCCCUCCAGCAAGUCCUGUCCCUUGCACUGUGUUCCUCCCACACUGCACUUCUGCUGGUUAGUCUGAGAGUCAGGAUAAUUCUAAAAAACAGUCCCGCUCUUUUAAAUGUUUGACACUGUUUGACUGUUUGUUAGGCUGGAAGAACUGUUGCUCACCAACAGUGAGAAGAAAGUGGUCUCACUUUUCACAAGUUUCAACCCUGCGCCACCUUCCUGCUUGCUGGGUCUGGUGAGAGCUUGCAUUUGGCUCCUGCCCUCCCAUCCUAGCCAGUCAGUCCCAUGCUGUUGUCUGGCCUGUGUCCUAGCAGCACCUCAGCCUUGCUCUGGGAUUCCUCCCACUUGGAUUUAGGUAGCAUUGUGGAUGCUGCUGGUGGGUUUCUGGGUAGCCUGAACGCAGUAGGUCCUGUGCUGUGGAGGGCUGGGGGAAGCCAGGGUACAGGGUAACAGCCAUCCAUUCUGUUUUCCUGACCCUGUACCUUGGAGUUGUCUGGUCAGGAAGCAGUCACUGAGCCAUUGUUGAGUAAAGGUACGGUUCCUCUGAGACAUGAACUUCUUUGAAGAGUCAAAACAUGUAAUUCUGUGACAACAGAAGUCAUCAUGUGGCCAAAAGACAGCUCUGCCAGGAUCGGCCACUGCUACUCCAUUUAACUAGUAGGAGACAAUGUUAACAGUGACCACAUUUUGUUUCUUGAGUUGGGUUUUCUUUGAGGCAGGGUCUGGCUUGGUAGUCCUGUCUGACCUCUAACUUAGAACAAUCCCCCUGUUUCUUCCCCUAAAUGCUGGGAUGGUACACCCAUGGACCACCGUGCCCAGCUGAAGUUUGGCAUGGGAAUUCCAAAUGUGAAGGCCAUUCAAAAAUGUUUAAUUUGUGUUGUUUGCAGUACUAAGCUUUCCAUCCUGGCCCAUCUGACAUUGCUGCCAUGGAUGGGCCUCCCCUGACUCCCAGGUUUGAUCCCGUGCACUUCAAAUGAUGGGGGAGCCAUGGCAUUCGCUCCCGUUGAUUUGCCCAGCAGCAGGCAAAGCCUCACACUGCCCUCAGCGUCCCCACUUUCCUUUGAAGGACCAAUUUUUCAUGGUACUUGUCUUGAUUGUUUUCAUAUUGUUCAAAUCUGUAUUUUUGUAUGUAGAGGGAAAUAAUUUUCUCAGUACUAAUCACUAAUGAAUACUGUAUUGUCAUGAAGGAGUUCUUGUUUAAUAAAUGGACAUAGACAAA